Molecule: messenger RNA, 961 nt
Organism: Thlaspi arvense
Lineage: Eukaryota; Viridiplantae; Streptophyta; Magnoliopsida; Brassicales; Brassicaceae
Source: the annotation of a GenBank genome assembly
CAGCGCUAUUUGUUGGAAAAAAAUGAAUAUAUAUAUUUUAAUCCAAUAAUUAAACUUUGUAAAUUUUUUAACCCUUUCUCUAUUGUUUGUCUCCAUCUUCAAAGUUCAAAUGUCCUUAUAUAUGAAUCACAGAAAGACUUGUUUGUGAAAUUUUAUUUUCCGCCAGAAGAACUCAUCGUUUUGACUUAUAAGGUGUUAACGAAUUCGUCAAUAGUCGUCGUUGAUUAAACCAUCAUCAUGGAAGGUUACUUGAAUGAGAGGUACGAGGCCUUGAAAAUGCUCAUUCCUAUCCCGACUAAGGGAAAUAGAGCAUCCAUCGUUCAAGAUGGGAUCGAUUACAUCAACGACUUACGCACAUUUGUAAGCGAGCUUAAGGUAUUGGUUGAGAAAAAAAAAUGUGGUGGUAGACACAAGAACAUUAAUGAAGUAGGCAGUAGAAACCCAUCAUAUGAUAUUAGUGAGAUCGAUCAUCGAUUCUUCAAGAUGAGACUUUAUAAUGACGAUGAAACUAUGGAGAAGAAGCCCGAGAGGGAUGAAACAAGCAACAACUCGCUCAGGAAAUCAAAAGUAACAGAAGUUCACGUUAGGAUUGUUGAUGAUGAAGUGACAAUCAAAGUUAUGCAGAAGAAGAAGUUUAAUUGUUUGUUAUUUAUCUCCAAAGUUCUUGAUGAGCUUCAUCUCGAUCUUCACCAUGUGGCUGGAGGACAGAUUGGUGAGCAUUACAGUUUCUUGCUCAACACUAAGCUAAGUGAAGGAUCAACAACGUGUGCAAGUGCAAUAGCAAACAGAGUGAGUGAAGUUGUGGAUAAGCACUGCAUGGAUGCUCUUCCCAUCAAGAACUAAUUAUAAGCCUAGCUUCAUAUAUGUUCUGUUGUUAUUCCAUGUUUACUCAUUUGCAAGACUAAAUAAAACUUAUCCUUGGCGCCAAAUUAAGAUGUUAAUAUAGUCUCUGAUCCGGUUG